CACAUGGAGAAUGUGGGCUAAGUAACUUUUUAAUUGAUAAAGUGGAAGUUUUUUUUAACUUUUGAGGGUAGUAUCUUCAACUAGUUACGAAUUUUAAUAAUUUGACAUAUAAUUAAAAAAAUUAGAGCUGAGAAAAUAAAUGAAAGUGACAAAAAAAAACAUAAAAAUUAAUUAUUAAUGAUUUUCAGAUACUGAGUUCUCCCAUACGUGACAUGAAUCAUUCAUUGUGUAAAUUAAGUUUAGAUGAAAUUCACGUUAAAAUUGACAUGUUUUCAGAUAAUAAAGUAACUUUAAAUUCAUUCAUACAAAAAUGUUUAGUAGAAGAUACAAGAAAGCUGAAUAAAUCAGAAAAAAUAAUAUUUGAUUCAAUGGGUCCGUUAGAUCCGUCAGUUGAAGUUCAUAUUUCGGUUUUGACACCACCGUUAUUUGAUUUAUUCUUCGAAAAAACUUGUUCAGGUGACAAAAGUAUCAACAUACAUUUAGAUAAGACGCGAUUAAAUAUAUCCAUACCAUUCGCUGUUGAAUUGUCACAGUUUAUAUUUGACUCUCUUCCAAUAAAGAAAAUUGUAUCUGAUUAUGAAUUAUUAUUGUCACCAACAAAUCGAACUGAUGGUCAUAAAAAAUAUAGAGAUGAGAAACCCGUACAAGUAAAAAAGACUAUUGCUACUAAUAAUCAAUCAGAUUUAACAAUAUCGGUUCGAUUUGAACAGCCUGAGAUAGCACUUUUACCCCCUGAAAUUGAAGAAUCAGAAAAUCGUGAUCAAUCACUAUUAUGUAGAACAGAGUUCUUAUUAGAUUAUAGUCGCCAUCCAGGUCAUGAGGAAGGUCUCAUAGUAUCUUUAUCAAAUUUCCACUUGGUUGCUAUUUCAUCGAAACGUAAAGCUCAAAAAAUGGUUUUACAUCCGUGUGACAUAGAGCUGUCUAGAAUAAUUAGUUCAGGAGACCAUGACGCUGUCGAUGUUCUCAUCCGUUCCAGUCCCCUGAAUUUAAAUUUAUCAACAAGCACAAUUCAUAUUAUUCUUAGUGUCAUUGACUAUAUUGAACUUAAUUGCGAGGAAGAUGUUGAUUUUGGUGGAUCAUCUUAUUGGGAGUAUAAGACUGAAGACUUAUGGACUCCAAAAUCAAUCACUCCAACCUACACUCCCAGUAGAGCCAUUAACCGGAAAUCAUUUAUAUCUUAUCUUCAUAAUAAAUCAUCUGAUAGAAUUGAUGUAAAAUCAGAAAAUCUUGAAGUAUACAUGCAAGACAUCCAUAUUUCUUUCGAAGUAGAAGAAUUGGACAUGGAAGAUGUCCCAUUAGUUUUUUUAGACUCUUCUCUUAAAAUACAAAUAAAAGAUUGGUCUGAUCAGAUACGUUUGAAUGGUGGAUUGAGUUUUCAAUCUUCAUACUAUAAUUAUAAUCUAGGAGUUUGGGAACCUCUUAUUGAACCAUGGAAUAUAUUGCUGAAAGGAUUUAUAGGAAAAUAUAAUGAUAAACACGUAGAUAUAGAAGAAAUGGCGCGGUCACCUCCUCAAUCAAUUGCUGAUGUAGAAACAGAGAGUUCUGGCGAUGAAAGUGAAUCUGAAAUGAAAUUUAUCAGAAAAGCAGCAAAAUCUAGGGAAUCUUCAUUCGAAAAAUGGUAUUCUGGCGAUUCAGAUUCAGAUAAUGAUACCGGAGUAAUGGAUAAAUUGGCUAAAGCAGUAUCGCAUCUUAUUUCAGAUGAGUUUAGUGAUGAGGAAAUUACAAAUACAGACUCUAGCGACGAAAGUAUUGCCGAACAUGAAGCUAAACUAUUAAAUAAGAACUAUACAAUAAAAAAAAAACUAAGUGAUUCUAGUGAUUCUGGAUUAGAAAAUGAUUCUGAUGAACUAGAUGUGUUGACAUAUAUUACUGUAGAAACUAAUAGACUAGAAAUUACAUUUACACCAGCUAGUCUUUCCGUUUUUGAUACAUUGACAAAAUCAUUUUACAAGCCAAAAACAAUUGAUUGUGAUUCAUCAGAAAGUUAUAUAUUAGUUAAUGAUCUUGCAGUAAGAUCUGUUGUCAUGCUGUAUAAAAAGAGUGAAAAUGGAUUUGAAAAAAUAUUAGAAGCAAUUGAUGGAUCUAGAACUUCCUCGAUAUCACGACAAAGUAUUACUAAAGAUUGCACUUUUGUGAGCAACAUGAAAAAAUAUCUAAGUGUUGAUAAUAAUGACGAAGAUAGUAAAUUAAAUGAUUCAAUUCACAAAAAAGUUACAGACAGUCAACUUAAAAUUAAAGUUGAGGGCUAUGAUGAGUUGGUUGUAAUAUGUCCAAAAAGAACGUGUAAUAAACUACAUGCUCUUCUUCCUAUAAAGAGUGAUACGAGAUAUUGGAUAAUGGUUUCGGUUGUUUCAACAAAAUUGAGUCAUAUAAUCACAGUUAGAUCUCCACUAUCGUUGAAAAAUGAUACUUCAUAUCCGUUAAUGGUACACUAUAGCCGAACAGAAGAUGUGGAUGCAUUUGAAAUGGACUCAGAUGUAAUAGGACUAUCUGAUAAUCCAUUCGAAACAAUGUGUACAGUAACUAUACUUGAUGCAGGCUCUACGUAUAACGUUCCUAUAGCUUUAACUUAUCACUCCAAACUUUAUUUAUCUCCAGCUAGUUUAGAGAAUUAUUUAGUUAGUGAUACUGGGGUUUGGUGGCCUGAAAUGGCAGUUGAUGCAAACUUCACGAAAGACUUAGUUUGUGCUACAACUAAACCAGAAGAGCAACUACCAUUUUCAGUUCGCAUUGUCUGUGAAGAAGGAGUACCAGUAUUCAAUCGAACAUCUCGUUCCGUUCCUAACUACACAUUUAGAGUGGUGCCUCCUAUAGUUAUUCAUAAUUUUUUACCAUUUGCUAUUGAGUUAAAUUUUCCUAACUCGAAGCAUCUAAUUGAAGCAUCUAAAAAAAUUGACGUUUAUGAACUGAAUCUCGCUCAUCGAAUUUUUAAAGCUGAAUUGAUUGUUCCUUCCUACCUGGGUAUAUCCUGGACGGGUACAUUUAAUUUACGUAAAGAUUUAAACGAAAAAACUGUGAAUAUGAGUACUGAACAUGAUACAGAUGGCGGUAACAAGCAUCUUAAAAUAGCCGUAAAAGUUACUGAUGAAGAUUCUUGUCGUGUUUUCAUUCAUUCAUCAUACUGGAUUGUAAAUAAAACUGGUCUACCACUUCAAUUAAGAGGCUCCAGAUCGGAUAUUGUUUACGAAUCUCAUUCUGAGGAACCAAUAUUAUUUGCUUACAAGAGAAUGAAAAAAAGAAACAUUAAACUAAGAGCUUAUCAUUCGAGCUGGUCUUCUGCUUUUUCUAUGGAUACAGUAUACUGUCCAGGGUUGGUAAUUUGCAAAGAUAAAGAACGCCAAAAAAAAUACAGGAUUCUAAUGAAACCAAUUUUAUCAAACCUUUGUCCACAUUUGACUACAAUAGUGACAUUUUUACCAAAUUUCUCAGUGGCCAAUAAUUCGAAUAGAAGCCUGCGGUUUAUGGAAGAUAACAAAGAAGCUGAUUUGUGGACAGAUAUUUCACAAGGCCAGACUUUACCAUUUUGGCCUGAAACUGAUUCGAUGCGUAUGUUUGUAAAGUUUCGAGAUAGUAAAUCAGGAUCACAACAUUUUUCAAUAAUUAAAGAGCAACAGACUGUUCUUAGAAUGGAUAGAGGAAGAGCACUUGUAGUUAAAGUAACUGGCGGAGGAAACAACCCAUUUUUGAUAAGUUUUCAUAAGUUUCGACAAAAUGAUGUUCCAGUGAGGAUAGAUAAUAUGUGUGAAGACAUAUUCUUAAAAAUACACCAAAAAAAUUUAGGCCAGGUUACAUUGCUAAGCCCUAAUCAAUCUGUAUUGUACACGUGGGAUGAUCCGACUGAAGAAAGGAUUUUAUAUUGGAACGUGUACAGCAAAAAAUCUAAGGGUUUUGUUGCGAAAUUUGAAAAAGAGGGCUAUGGACAAGAAAGAUUAAGUUUCUGUCAAGUAAAACCUUCUGAAACAGCCAAUAAUAAUAAUAAUUUAAAUUUGAUAAAGAUUUUAACUAGUCAAACUCAAGAGCCUAGCGACACUAGUAGUGCUGAAGAUUCUGAUUCGGACGAACCCAGUUCUAAAGUGACGUUUCAAUUGUCAAAAACAAAAAAAGCUAAAAUAGUUGUAUACUGGGUGAGUUACGUUGAAGUUGGUGGUCAAAGAGUAUUAUUGUUUACUCAAGAUGAGAAAACAGCGUCGGUCGCUCGAAAAAGAAUAGAAAAGAGUAAAUCAUGUAUUGAUUUGGUUAUAUCUGUGAAAGGUGUUGGGUUAUCAUUAAGUACAUGUCGCGGUGUUUACACUGAAGAAAUUGCAUAUGCUAGUUUAUCGGAUUCAGCAUCUGAGUGGAUGGUAAAAAUUGGUAAUAUAUGGAAACCAUUCACGGUGGAACUAGCAUGUUGGUUAGAGGAAAUGUGGGAUAAUCAUAAUAAAAGAGCUCAUCUUAAAGACUAUGUUCAUGUCGAUUUCGAUAAAAUGCAAAUGAUUAAACCAUUCUUUGGGCAACUGCGCCGAUUGUACAAUCCAGCUGUUUGGAGCCAUUGCAGAUUUACCGCAAAAAAUAAUAUAUUUCAAUUUAAAAUUCAUAGACUUCAAGUGGAUAAUCAACUAUCAAACUGCACUUUUAAAACAGCUCUGUAUCCAACACCAGCUAACAAAAUCUCAUCGCGUUCUUUAAAACCUUGCUUAGAAAUUGCUUAUUCUAAAACUUCAGUGUCAUGUCAUUAUGAUUUAUAUAAGUACAUUUAUAUAAGUCUCCGUGAUUUUACCGUGCAACUAGAUCGUACGUUUGUAGUGAGUAUGCAUAAAACUUUGUCACCUUUCCUGGCUGUUUUUGAACGACCACUGGAUGCCAGAUUUAGACAAGACGUUAGUUCGCUUCAUGCUACCGAUAUGCCACCGGGUAAAAAGUCAGGUCGGGUAUACGUAGAAUCAUUUGAUUGCUCUCCUUUUCACGUGCAUUUAAGUUUUUCAACGAAACCAUCAGAACACUACUCUCUAAAGAGUUCUAACAGUUUCACCACUGAUGCGUUAUUAUAUGUACUUGACGGACAUGCAAACCGUUUAUGUGAUUUGAAAACGGUCACUCUUGAUAUAAGUGGGUUAAGUCGCAAAAGUAUUCAAAGGGAAUCGUUUGAGUCAAUUUUUGAAUAUAGUUUAAAACACUACGCGUGUCAGCUAUUCAAACAAAGCCAUGUGUUUAUUUUUAAUUCUGAUGUGUUAGAAAAUAUAUACGAGGUAAACAAUGAACGGACGAACACUAUAGAAUCAACAGAAGAUUAUUUAGGAACAUCAUGUUGUUCUCAAAUACAAGAUACUUGUUCCGUGGAAUACAAUGGUAAAUGGCGUUUUGCGUUAUCGAUACCUGAAUGUGCUCUGGCAGCGUACAAAGGAACGGAAAUGUCUGUCCUGUUAUCUAUGUCUGGAGCUCUCCAAAGGCCUCAUAUUGGCGGUGAAGAUGAUGGAGCAGCCGAGGCGUUCUUUAGAGGACCCGGUCGGAAUCUACUGGCAGUUUUGUCA
Molecule: messenger RNA, 5507 nt
Organism: Daktulosphaira vitifoliae (grape phylloxera)
Lineage: Eukaryota; Metazoa; Arthropoda; Insecta; Hemiptera; Phylloxeridae
Product: intermembrane lipid transfer protein VPS13C-like
Exons: 29
Biological process (GO): protein retention in Golgi apparatus; protein targeting to vacuole
Cellular component (GO): extrinsic component of membrane
Source: RefSeq, a predicted model, not a curated record